UGUAGUAACAUUUCAUCUACAAAUGUAAAACUUUCUAUUUUUGCCUUAAAUGUCAUAACAUGUCAACUGCAAAUGUAAAACUUUUCCCAAGCACUUAAAUUCUUAAAAUAUUGAAAGACCCUAAUUAACUGUUAUAGUAGAGCAGCUAAGGCCCAAGCUGUGCACUUUUUACUUGGCACAAAAUAUCUUUGAUAUGUGUAUAUUUAAAAAAAAUGUUUGCCAAUAGUUUCUGACACGCCUACUAUGGCCGCCAAUUUUAAUUAUAAGGCCCAUCUAAAAGAAGGGAUCAUAUAUCUUGGCAACGGAUAAUCGUAGAGACUUAAUUUUUUUCUCAAAUUGUUUGGAACAUACAUGUUUCUAUUUGCACUAAUGCAAUGUUUUGUCCAAAAGUGACCGGAAAUGACAUUUAUAAACUUUUACUUACAAAACUUACAGUACGGUAUAUCCCUAUCGCUAUAACCGUUAAUCAUAGAGUCCUAAUUUUGGCCUUAAAUUGUUCAGAACAUGCAUGUUUCUAUUUGCACGAAUAUAACCUUUUGACCAAAAGUGACAGGAAAUGAUCCUUCUGACCUUUGACCCUAUGUAUAACUGUAGCAUAUAUAUCUUAAUAACUGUUGGUCAUAGAGACCUAAUUUUGGCCUCAAAUUGUUUCAGAAUAUGCAUGUUGCUAUUUGAACAACUGCAACAUUUUGUGACACGAAAUGACAUUUCUGACCUUUGACCCUAGGUACCUCGUAGCAUAUGUAUAUCUCCAUAACCGUUAGUCAUAUGGACACUUAAGUUUUUUGGGGAAAUAAUGUAUACGUAUAUAUUUGCUUUUAGUCCGAAAGUGAUCGGAAAUGACAUUUCUGAUAUUUGACCCUAGAUAACCAGCAUAAUUAUACAUAUCUGUAUAUCAGAUAUAUAUGCUCUAAUCUAUAGGCUCUAUUGAAGAACUUUGUCCCAUGGUCAACGGAUAUAGGCUAUAUCUAACAUCUGACUUAACUACCUUAAAAGAUCGAUCAAAUUCUUUAUAAAUUUACUCACAGUUUUACUUCUCUAAAAUUGUAGGGUCUUAAAUGCCUGAAAAUGCUUCUAUUUACCUUAACUGAAAAUUUUGUUGGAGAAUACUGAAAAUGCUUACUUUGAUCUUUGACCAAAAACACUCCAUAUUCAUUUUAUUAAUCAUUUAUUUAUUUUAUUUCACCCAACAGCGUGAACUUCAAUAACAGGGAGCAUAAAUAUAAUACAAUAUAAAAUCAUGAGAAACCUUAAAAAAUUUCUUACCUUCAAUAUUAUUUUUGUUUUAUUAACAUAAGAAAAAACGUUUCUUCUAUAAUCUAUAUGAUAAGCCUGCAGCUGUAAUACAUUGUAUUGAUUGGUAAGGUGGAGACGCCACCUUAAGUGUACGUGCGACUAAUAAAAUGUAAUUAAUGAUUUGUUUGCUUUUCUAAUAUUUUUAUUAUAACUGCAUAAUAAACAAAAAUAUCAAAUUACAUUUAUUCUCGUGCUUUCUUUUGACAAACAUUUGUUUGAAUAAAACAGUUUAUUUCAAGUUGUUUAUUCAGUACAUAUAAUAGUUCAUUAUAGACAUGUUUUUAGCCAUAACCACAUCCCAGAAAUCCUGGGAUACCGGGAUUUCCAGCUGAAAAUAGAAUGCCUUUAACCAUAAGUAGAUUUUAAAUAAUAUCCUCCAAAGACGAUGGAUGUUUGUGCUGCCUACUGGCAAUUUUUUAUAUGUUUACAUAGGUUGCGGUAACAUCCAGGGACAUCCCAUUUGAGAUUAUGUUUCACUUCACCAUUACCAUCCAUGAAAAGGGAAGUCAUUGUAAUGACGUGUAGGGUAUUCUUUUAGAUAUUUUCACUAUUUAAGAAGAUUCUGAUGCCAGUUUGUUACCCAAGGGAGUUCAGCGAAUUUCUGGUUGGCCAUCGUUAGAAGAGGCAUAUGGUACCAAAUUAACGACCGUUUGAUGAAAACUUGUCAGUGGAACCAUCGGAUGAAUACGGAAACACGUUUGAAGUUGUUCACUUGCCUGGGGCAAUGAAGGGGUCGGGCAUUUUUUUAGCCAGAAGAUAUUAUGAAAGUUUUCAUGACAUCUGAACCAAGUGGCCAUUGUGUUCCAGACGGACUUAAGCAAAAUUUUUACUUUUUGUUGAACGAUAACAACAAUGUAUUGCGACGUUCGCAAAAGAAAAAAGCAAAGUAUAUUGAUGACUGCGGAGCGUGGGACAAAAAGGCCUCAUCGAAUACGCAUACAUAUUUGAUUAACAACGGAAUGAAAUUAACAUAUAUUGAGAAAUCAAAUGGACAGUAUUACAAAAAUAAAAAGAAAGGUGAGACAGUAUUAUUUCCUCAACCAGCAGAAGACACAAUUAUUACAUUUCGGCGGUACUACUCAUCACUGAAGGCGGACAAAACCUUUAAAAAACGGAUAACAAAUAUCAUCCAAUGUCCGGAAAGCAUGAAUGAACUAUUAGCGAUAUAUGAAUAUAUUGGCAGGCAUCCAGGACAACCGCAACCACACGGGAAUUCAAAGAAAUGCGACCAGAUGUAUAUUCGAACAUCAGAAAACACUCAUAACAAGAUUAAGAAAAUGGUUUCAACAACUGCACCAAGGGAAGUAUACCAGGAACUUGUUUUGAAUGGUUCUCAGUGUGCCCCACGGGACUUAAAACAGGUCCAAAAUGCUAAAUAUAGCGAGUCAGCAAAGUUGCAUCCAGACCAGCGACGUAAAAACGCAGCAGACGAUAUUCAAACCUUAAUUAACCUAUUUCAGGAUAGUGACUUUAUUCAGGAAAUUCUGCACACGAAGGGCAAACCUCCAUCUGUAAUUUUAUAUUUUGAGGAACAGUUAAAGGACAUUGCAAAGUUUUGCAGUAGCACUGCACCACACCCUAGCGUCUUAGGUAUUGACCGAACAUUCAAUCUGGGUCCUUGUUAUGUGACCACAACAGUGUACCACAAUACAAAUUUAAUGAGAAAAGGGUCGGACCUGCGUCCUGCAUCAUGCUUGGACCCGUGUUCUUACAUUGGGACGGUCUAUUUACAACGUACCAUAGGUUUUUAACGCACCUUCAAGGAAAGCUUAAUGCAGGUAUUGCAGGAUCGAUGAUCAGUGGGUCACAAUUGGUAUUUGGAUCCGAUAAAGAAGUGGCUUUAACCAAAGCGAUACAGAAUGCAUUUCCUGCAGUAAAUUUAGUAUUGUGUACUCUUCAUUUGAAGAAAAAUGUGUGUCGUCAUCUCGAAAAAAUUGGAGUUAAGGAAACUUUACGUAAAAAAGUAUUGAACGAUAUAUUUAGUGAAAGUGAUGGAUUGGUUUCCUGUCAGGAUGAAUUUAGUUUUAGGAAACUGUCUAUGUGUCUUAAUGAACAAUAUACUAAACAACUACCAGAUUUUAUAGCAUAUUUUAAGAAGAUAUGUGAUAAGAUUCUUCAAUUUAUAAUUAUUCUGCAUGGAAGAGAUAAAUGGAUUCCAUUAGAUUGGAAGAACAAUUCUUGUGAAUCUAUGAAUAAUAUUUCAAAGCUAAGCACGAAUUGGAAAGCUCUCAAACUACCAGAUUUAGUAGACAGGAUUAAAAGUAUUGUUCAGCUCCAGUUAUGCGAUAUUCGCAGAGCUCUCCAUGGAGUUGGUAAGUUCAUUUUAUCACCAUGGGUAGCAAAAUAUGGAGUAAAACAUUAUGAUUGGGUAAAGAAGCGUAAUGACGAUAAAGACAAGAUCUUUAGUGAUUUUAUGAAUGCCGCACCACCCAAGAAGAAAAGGACAAUAACUUCUUCCGAUGGUCUUCUUACUUUUCCAGUCACCCCAAAGAGCGCACGUAAACCUGGCCAACGUAGGAGGGUUAAACGUGCAAGGACAGUGACGAUAAAGUAAACCAUUAGGCCUACUUAUGUUGAAACUUAUUUUGUAAUGCAAUAUUCACCGAUAUUCCGGCAAUAAAGUAUAUAUACUGCAGAG
Messenger RNA from Anneissia japonica, 3934 nucleotides. RefSeq lists its product as uncharacterized. Lineage: Eukaryota; Metazoa; Echinodermata; Crinoidea; Comatulida; Comatulidae. The transcript is spliced from 2 exons. The record is from RefSeq and is a predicted model, not a curated record. Bases 2058 to 3047 code for a protein of 329 amino acids.